CUUUCGGCUACUUUUUUUUCGUGUCUCGAGGGGAUCACGCUCUUCUCAACGCGCCAUCACUAUAACUGCGCACGAAUCAUCACCUGUAUCACUAUCCCAUCAAGUACGGCCUUGAAUUGGCCGUGUUGCUCGCAUCAUGGGCAACGAAUCCUCCAGUGUGGUGGACGAGAAGGCACCUCCGUCCGUGCUGGAGAAGCGCACCAUCGAGGCAGUCGCCAAGUAUAUCCUUGAGAAAGAUGUGCGACGCAUUGUGGUUAUGGUGGGUGCAGGCAUCAGCACCUCGGCCGGCAUUCCCGAUUUUCGCUCCCCUGACACGGGCAUUUAUUCCAACCUGGCCUACCUAGAUCUACCCGAUCCCGAAGCCGUAUUCGACAUCAGUUUCUUCCGCGAGAAUCCCAAGCCCUUCUACACCCUGGCCCGCGAGCUCGCCCCGGGCCGAUAUCGACCCACGAUCGCACACUCGUUCAUCAAACUGCUCUACGACAAGGGGCGCCUACUCAAACAUUUCUCGCAGAACAUCGACUGCCUCGAACGUCUGGCAGGGGUGCCAGGGGAGAUGAUUGUUGAAGCCCACGGGAGCUUUGCAACCCAGCGGUGUAUCGACUGCAAGGCGGACUACCCAGAGGACCAAAUGAAGGCAGCUAUCGCUAAGGGAGAGGUGCCUUACUGUCUCGAGUGCAACGGGCUUGUGAAGCCGGAUAUUGUUUUUUUUGGGGAAGCGCUACCGUCGGACUUCUUUGACAGCCGCGAUUUGCCGGAAGAGGCCGAUCUCUGCAUUGUCAUGGGCACCAGUCUGACGGUGCAGCCGUUUGCUAGUUUGCCCGGGUUCUGUCGCGAUGGGACACCGCGAGUGCUGAUCAACAUGGAGCGGGUUGGAGGACUGGGGUCGCGCCCAGACGACGUCCUGGUACUGGGGGAUUGCGAUACCGGAGUGCGUCGAUUCGCUCGCGCUUUGGGUUGGGAGGAGGAGUUGGAGGCGCUGUGGGAAGCCACCAAAUUGCCGGAGGACUCCGGCGCACAGACGGUAGAGAAUACACCGCCUCGGACGCGCGAAGAGCAGUUACAGGAGGAAGUCGAGCGUCUCACGGAAGAGGUCGAUCGCACGCUGGGUAUCUCGCAGGCCUACGAACAACGUGUCCGCCAACAAUUAGGGGGCCCCGUCGCGGGGAAAGCGGAUCGCGCAGAUCGAACCGAUCCGGCGAAUAACAGCAGCAGCUCGCAUGCGGGGGAGACAAGCACUGAAGGGCUGGCCCAUGUCUUCCCUCAUCUGACACGGGCCACAAAAUAAGAUGAUGCAUCGGAAAGUUUCUUAGCAAGAAGUCGUGGCUUAUUGGCUUCUUUUUUUUUUUUUUUUUUUUCUUUUUUU
Messenger RNA from Aspergillus uvarum CBS 121591, 1366 nucleotides. Its product is annotated as SIR2 family NAD-dependent protein deacylase. The transcript has 2 exons. The record is from RefSeq and is a predicted model, not a curated record. Gene Ontology annotation, molecular function: NAD+ binding; histone deacetylase activity, NAD-dependent. Lineage: Eukaryota; Fungi; Ascomycota; Eurotiomycetes; Eurotiales; Aspergillaceae. The coding region runs from base 137 to 1288 and encodes 383 amino acids.